This is a messenger RNA of Malurus melanocephalus (red-backed fairy wren), 397 nucleotides long. RefSeq names its product zinc finger protein 329-like. The annotation marks the transcript as partial. NCBI's taxonomy places the organism in Eukaryota, Metazoa, Chordata, Aves, Passeriformes, Maluridae. The transcript is spliced from 2 exons. The record is from RefSeq and is a predicted model, not a curated record.
AGAUGGAGGAGGAGGAGGCUGUGAGGAAGAGGAGGAUGCCCCAGGACCCCCAGGCAGACAAUGAGCUGCGGAUGGAGACCAAGGAGGACAAAUCCCCCCAGCAGAACCUCAUGGAUGAGGCCGUUUUGUGCAGCCCCAGGGUGCAGGAAUCCAAUGAGAAGGAAAAACCCCGGAGAUCUUGCGCAAGGAGGGGCUCCAAACCCAGGCCAGGGUGCUCUGAGGGGAAAAGACCCACCCUGUGCCAGGAAGGCACUCAGAGCUUCAACCGGGGCUUGGACCGGGUGGUCCAUGAGCAGCUUCACGCUGGGGAGAAGCCCUACAAGUGCUUGGAGUGUGGGAAGAGCUUCAGCAAAAGCACCCGCCUGYUCYRUCACCRGCYGAUCCACACUGGGGAAUG